AUGCCUCCCAAAAAGGUCCUCAUAAUCCUCAGCGACGCGACCUCCUUCCCCCUGCACAACACCUCCUCCGGCACGCAACAACAACCAACCGGCUUCUUCCUCCCCGAACUCGCCAAACCACUCUCCAAACUCCUCUCGGCCGGCCACGAAGUCACCUUCGCCUCUCCCAAGGGCCAAACCCCUCAACCCGACCCGAACAGCGAAUCCCUCCUCACCUUCGCCGGCAACUUCUACGAACGCCGGCGCGAGCAAGAGCUCAUCGAGCGCAUGCGCCGCGAAAACGGCUUCUCCUCACCGCGCCCCUUUGCUAGCAUCUCCGACGAUGAAUUGAAGACUUUCGCGGCGGUGUUCAUCCCGGGCGGACAUGCGCCGCUCGUAGACCUAGGUGGUGAUAAGGAGCUGGGCAGGAUCCUGAGGUACUUUCAUGGGGAGAAUAAGCCCACGGCGGCGAUUUGUCAUGGGCCGUUGGCGUUGUUGAGUACGAGGGUUAGUGGGGAUGGGGAGUUCGUGUAUAAGGGGUAUGAGAUUACGUGUUGGAGUGAUGCGGAGGAGAAGGUUAUGGAGACGUUGUUGAGGGGGGAGAUUGAGAAGGUGGAGAGUCAGUUGAGGGAUGCUGGGGCUGUGAUGGUAGAGGGGGGAAGGGAGAAGUUGGGUAAGACGACGCUUUGUAGGGAGUUGUUGACGGGAGCGAAUCCGUUGGCGGCGGAGGAGUUGGGGGAGAGGUUUGUUAGGAUGCUAGACGUGGUGGUGUGGGAGGAAUAG
Messenger RNA from Aspergillus niger, 762 nucleotides. RefSeq lists its product as uncharacterized. Bases 1 to 762 code for a protein of 253 amino acids. The record is from RefSeq and is a predicted model, not a curated record. The transcript has 2 exons. Lineage: Eukaryota; Fungi; Ascomycota; Eurotiomycetes; Eurotiales; Aspergillaceae.